Penicillium verhagenii is the source of this 1932-nucleotide messenger RNA. RefSeq lists its product as uncharacterized. The record is from RefSeq and is a predicted model, not a curated record. NCBI's taxonomy places the organism in Eukaryota, Fungi, Ascomycota, Eurotiomycetes, Eurotiales, Aspergillaceae. The coding region runs from base 1 to 1932 and encodes 643 amino acids. The transcript has a single exon.
AUGAGUCUCGAACCGCCCAUGAUGUCAACCAAUACCACUGCGGAUAUAAUCAAUCCCUCGACGUCUUACGGUCCAGCAAUGAGAGGCGAAAGGAAAUUUUCAUCUGCGGAUGAUGAAAGCUCGAUCCCCACCACGAUGAGAGCUCUAUACUACUCACCCGUCGCAUCACUAGACAACAACACGUACCCCACGACGGGCUCGCCACGAUUCAGAGAAGACAGCACGGCCGUGAACCCCAGAUCCGACUCGUUGGCAUUCAAUCCCAGAGCCAACUCUCUAGCAUUUAACCCGAGAGCCGAUUCCCUGGCAUCUCUACAAGACAACAACUACAAUCCCAACCCUGGGUCAGUCCCCGAAACAAGAGCUGCCUCGACGGCAAAUACCACAGAUACUUUGGCAAGUGCCAGUUCACAUCCGAGAACAAAGCCCGGUCCAGCGGGUUCUCUUAUCUUUGACAAGUCCUUUCCAACCCCACGACCGGAAACACACCAGUAUCUCUUGAAAGUGCAGACGGCAGCUUUCUGUCAAGACGAACUACGGCUCGCAAUGACACUCAAUCCACCCAAAACAACGCCCACCAUUCCGUUGCAUAGUGUCUGUGGCACAGUGGUUACGACUCCACCGCAAGACCCUGACCGGCCUCUUGGGCCGCGGUAUAGAAUUGGUGAUGUGGUCUGGGGUGUUCUGAGCUAUGCACGGGAUGGUGGAGCAGCGGACUAUGUUAUAGCAAAUGAGGACGAAUUGACGCUGAAACCACCGAACAUCACGUCCACCCAGGCUGCCGCGCUGGCGUUGCCGGCUUUGACCGCUUGGCAAGCCUUAUUUGUGGUUGCGGGGAUAGAUCCUGAUACGCCUGACGAUGGGACAGGUCAAAACGCAUCCGACACUGUGAAUAGAACGGGGAGCGGUGUUAGUAGCGGAAAGGGCGCUGCUGGUAGUGGGAGAGCUGCUAGCAGUGGCAGGGGAAGUGGCCAGAACCUUAGGGACGGAAACAGCGGUACCUCUGAGCAAAGAGACGACAUGAUACCCAGGCUCAGCAUUGCAAAUAAGGGUGCAGAAGGUCAAAAGGGACACAGAUUCAGUCUUACCAACCUCACAGGUGCGAGUGGUAGCGGCGAAAGCGGACGCAAGUUCAGUCUAGCUAGCCUUACUGGCAGCGGCAGCAGUGGUAGCAGUCGCAGCGGCAGUACGGAUGAGGGAGGGCGCAAACUAAGCAUGGCCAGCAUCGGCAGCAUGGCUGCGGCUAGCGGACGCAAAUUAAGCCUGAUUAACAGUGCCGGCAGUGGCAGUGAUACUGGCUACGCGCUCCGCAAGAAAAAGCCUCUGCGCAUACUUGUGACCAACGCCCGGGAUAGUGAAGUCGGUCGUAUAGCAGUACAACUUCUGCGAGCGGAGAAACUCUUCCCAGCCAGGGUUCGGCCCUGGAUUUGUGUGACUUGUACGGUAGCGGAACAGACCGCUAUUCGCGAUGACUGGAUGGUUGACCAGACACUUGUGAUUCCGCAUCUUCCCACGAAAGAAGAGUGUGAUCUCGGGGUGAUGUUCCGGUCCCGAAAGUGGGAACCUGUCGAUAUUGUACUGGACUGUACGGGCGGGGAGGUGUUUUGCCAGGCUCAUUCGAAGGAUGUGGUGAGGGACGGCGGGGCUGUCUUGACGGCUGUGGAUCCUAAGCCUAUGAAGGAUGCGUCUCAUGAGCAGGAGAUGCUUAAACAGCGGAAGAGGGGACUCAAGAGUCGAUUUGUGCCUGUGAAUCCUGAUGGCGCCGCUUUGAAACGGAUUGCUGGGCUAGUGGAGGAUCGGGUGCUGAAGGGGCGUGAGGAACAACUUGUUGAUUUGAGUAGUGCGGCGAGGUUGCUUGAGGGCAAGGCAGCCGGUGCAGCAGGAAGUCGUCGUGGGGGAAUGAUGGUAGUUCGUGUCAAUGCUGUUUGUUAG